GUGUGUCGAGUCAGUCGUGUGUCCAAGACCGUCUCCUCUUCUGCCGUUGGAACAGUUAUCGUUCGGAGAAAGCUUGACCGCCCCCCAAAAAAACACCACACAUCAAAAAUGGCACUGCCGGAAGAGAAUCCCGUGUACUCGCCCUUCUUCGGAGUGAUGGGCGCUGCGGCUGCUAUCAUUUUCAGCGCUCUCGGUGCUGCCUAUGGAACGGCAAAGUCCGGUACCGGUAUUGCCGCCAUGUCGGUGAUGCGUCCUGAGCUGAUCAUGAAGUCCAUCAUUCCCGUUGUCAUGGCGGGUAUCAUUGCCAUCUACGGUCUGGUCGUCGCUGUCCUCAUCGCCGGUUCCCUGGAUGAGCCGCUGAAGUACCCGCUGUACAAGGGCUUCAUCCAUCUCGGUGCUGGUCUGGCCGUCGGUUUCUCGGGCUUGGCAGCUGGUUUCGCCAUCGGUAUCGUCGGUGACGCCGGUGUCCGUGGUACCGCCCAGCAGCCCCGACUGUUCGUCGGUAUGAUUCUGAUCCUCAUUUUCGCCGAAGUGUUGGGUCUGUACGGUCUGAUCGUCGCCAUCUACCUGUACACGAAAUAAGCAAGCAUCGUCGAUGCUUUCCGCCCCCCCGACGCUGGUGCCACCCGGCGGGUGUCGCUGGAUUUUGCGGCCUCUAGUAACAUCAAAAGACCGGCUAACGUAAUUAGAGAGGGAAAGAGAGAGAGUAAAACAACGUACUGCAAAGAACAGCGGAAUUAUUGCAUCAAGUCUUGGAAUGUAACCUUCAUCAACCACCGAAAAACCGGAAUAGGCAGUAAACAUUCCGGAGCACACGUCGUGUUGUAUACCAGCUGGAAAAUGGGGCUUCGCAACAUCGGAUCAACAACCCCGACGUUGAAGACGUUGCAGAUAUAAACUCAGACACUACGCGCGUGUGUGGCAGCAAUUUUGACGCACACACACACGAGAAACAACAUCAUCACACGGCGGCUAGUGCUUCUGGGCGUAAGAGAAGAGAUCUUGAACAUAACUUACAUCCUUAGGGUAAACAAAAAGGCAGAAAAACAAAACAACAACAUCGUAACAUGUGGAACAAAGCGGUGGAGGGAUUUUUGUGGGUCCCUCAGGCAGCAAGGUCCAAUAAUAUACAUCUUUGUCUCGUUAUACACCAUCACGAGUCGUCGACCACGAGUUUGUUGUUGCCCGGUUUUGUCCGUUGGUUGUCAAAAUGGGAUAAAGUUAGCAUAAUCCCCUUCCCCCCCUCCUGAAAUUCCGGAAGUUCAGCAAAAGACUAUUUGUAUUUAUGUAAAAUAACGUGUAUUUAAUUGUAAACUUAAUUUAUGUACAUGUAAAUUUUCCACACCAACACACCCCCCCGAACACACGCACCCACAAACACCCUUAAUGCACACAUACACACCCGUAGAGAGAAAAUCUAGAACUAGUAAGUGAAAACCGCAAACAAUCGCAGGACAUUCCGUUAGUAUUGAAAAGAGGAGAGCAAGGGUUUUCCUUCUCAUAUAGAUUCUAGUGGAAUGCACAGUCGUGUGGUAGUUUUUCUGCACUGGAGAACUGCGUUGGGAUAGAUAUCUUCAAUUCCCAUCAGUCUCGUUUGAAGAAAGUAUCGGUUUUUAUUGUUAGUUACUGCUUCCUAUCUCAUUGCCAGCGUGCCUCUUUGGGCACUGGUGGUUACGGUAGUGUGUGUUUGAGUGUGUAUGGUGAAGCGUAGUGUUUCCGGUGUUGGGUUAAACCAAGCGAAAAGGGAAUGUCUUUUUGGAGUCUGUGAUAAAAGCUUCCAUCACGCGAAUCCAUCAUCACACAGCGACGACGUACGUCAUUUGCACAGACGGUAGAUGAAAACACAUGAAUGAAAAUAGCACACAAAAGCAGGAGAAAAAAGAGCAAAAGGUACACACAUAUGCAAUCUUGGGAGACACAAAACUCACCACCAAAACCGAUCAUCAAGAAUAAAAAACCUCCUUGUGCUGGUAAAUAACAAGGCGCGUUUAAUGUUUUUGUUCCGGUAUCCCUUGAUACAAGUUUCCGUUUCAACCUCUUUUGCCCAUAUCCAAUCGAGCGGCAAAAUAUGUCGAAGGAAGUAUUAGAAGAAGGUCUUUUGCUGACACGUUCUGGGCGCGGGGGCGACCAAUCAGGCAUCGGAGACAACGAAAAACGCGGAAAACGAAAAGAAAACUAUUAUUGAGCUUUCAACAGCGAGCUGUACCGCUCAGAAAAACAAAAUACAUAACGUAAAGGGAAAAAUAGAAGGGAGGACUAUCUAGAAGGCUAAAGGACUAAACAACCAACCAACCUAUCCUUGCCCAACUUUAGAGGAACCUAUAGACAACGGAAGGGAAAAUCAAUCACACAACCAACACAUAACAAUCACAUGCGUUCGUUACACAUUAAUGUAAUAUUAUCGAUCAUUAUCAUCAUCGUGGGGAGAGUGGAAGUAGAAAAACCAACAAGAAACACCGAGAGACGAUAAACAACUAUAAUUAAUUUAAGGGAGAGAUGAACAACAAAACAGCAGAAUAUAAAAGAAAGGAAGAUAAAAACCGAUUUAACAUCAAACAUUCGGUUCUAGGGCGCCCCAGUGUGUGAAGAUGUAGAGCAACUAACAGCCUGUUGUUCUGGUAUUACAUUUCUCUUCCGGGGCGCCUGUACACACUGUAUGGCAGAAGGAAAAGCUAGACUUAACUAGACUGGGUUGAACGAGCAUUUUUUUUUCACCACAAACCUUUGCCGACACCCGUCAGAUUUCCGUCAGAUGGUGGAGUCUGGCUGUGGGCCAUUUGCAGAAAAUCAGCAAUGUCUCGGAAAAUAAGGAAAACCAAGAGGAGAGAGAAGACACAAAACACACACACAAGCAAUUACAAUGUAUGAUAACAAAUUACCAUCGCUCGUUAUCAUACGGAGUUUUGCAGAAAGGCAGACAGAGGGUUAUAUCUUGGCAGAAAGGACACACGGAUUGUUUCCCUUCCUUAACAGGGAGGCAAAAGCUAACCGUAGUCACUUUCUUGGGUCACAAAGAAGAAGAUCAAGCAAUUGUAAAUUGUACAUAAACAGAAAGUGACCAUCCCGGACCAGUAGCGAAGAUCAUCUAGAAGGCCGGAAAUUGAAGAUAGAUUGAGAGAGAGAGAGAGAGGAAGAAAGAGAGACACACACACCGAUACAAAACGAUACAAAACAAAACAUUCAAAGAUCAGACUAUCCGUGCUUUGUGCCGCUCCUUGUUAUCAUCCAACAUCCACCCACUUUUUUUCCACCCAUACGCAAAGAGGGUAGGAGGAGGGCAGGCGCGGAGAAAGCGAGAGGGAAGCAAUCGCUAGUUUUAUGGAGGAUAUUGGUCCUAGGUAAGGGGGGGAGCGGUGAGAAAGAGCGGACGUAGCAUAAGUAAUGGCAAAAUUGAAUCCUCCACUCUUGGGAGCUCGCUCCUGUUUGGGUAUGUGGUCUCUUCCGGGCGUCUAGAUGCUGUGACGAACGGAAGUGGAUCACGGAGGAUUUAAUUUUCCCUUGCAUUGGUCCCAUCCAACGCGCAAACAACAACACCACCCCGCAUCCUUUCGAGAAAAGAUCAUUCCGGCACUAGUAUCUCUCUUUGGCUGCGUUUGCCAUUUUCCCAUCUCGGUCUUGUCGUCGCACACCCCGACCACCUGGACGCUGGAAAUUAGUUAAUGGUUAGUAGUUAAACGAAUAUGCCAGCGAAAAGAAAACCGCAUCCCGUUUGGCGACGACAGCGAACUACCAUCAUAUUCGCGUACCACAGUAGAAAGGGAUGUCGAAUCCCCGAAAAGGGGUUUGUAAAAGCACGAAACGGAAACGUGUAUUUAGAUUGGUACUGUUUCGAGAAAAAAAAUCCGCGUUUUUUGUUGUGAAAGUGGAAGCUUUAAGCAGGAAACAAAACGACAACGGAGAGAAAAGAUUCUGCUACUAGUGCGUAAUCUAUCUACACACAAAAACACACGCAAAUACCUACUACCUUACCGAUACCAUUAAAUUACUUUUAACUGAUAAGUUUAAAAAGGAGCAACAAACCGUUAGACACAAGUUCUGAAAGUAAGAAGGAGAGUAGAGAGAGAGAGAGAAACAAACAAAACAUCAGCAUUAAAUCUACCCGACCCUUUCAGAGGUACGAAACAACAAAAAAAAACAACACUUCUAGAAAUAUGAAAGGGAAGGGAAUAACCAAAAGAAAAUCUACCGAAAACAAAAUGACAAACGCGAAC
Molecule: messenger RNA, 4211 nt
Organism: Anopheles coustani
Lineage: Eukaryota; Metazoa; Arthropoda; Insecta; Diptera; Culicidae
Gene: Vha16-1
Product: V-type proton ATPase 16 kDa proteolipid subunit c
Exons: 3
Coding region: 109-582 (157 amino acids)
Biological process (GO): proton transmembrane transport
Cellular component (GO): proton-transporting V-type ATPase, V0 domain
Molecular function (GO): proton-transporting ATPase activity, rotational mechanism
Source: RefSeq, a predicted model, not a curated record